UCGUUGCCUUUUCCGGUCUUCUCCCGGCAGCGGCAGUUACGUGCGUGCCAUCUUGUCCUACAGUUGCCGAAGAAGCUCAGCUAGCCAGACAGAUCUAGAAAGUAGAGUUUUGUGGGCCAUAAGCUAGCGCUAGGUUAUUGUAGAACAUAGUUUACAGCAACUAUUGACGGUUUCAAAACGCGCUUUAAUGGCGUUAUAGUCAGAAGCAUCGAUUGUGUAAGCUAGCUAGCGUUAGCAGAUAGCGGCUAAUUUCCCGCAUUUGUGGAUCGACAGCCUGGGAUCCUCGCAUUAUGGCCAACAACACUGUAGCCGGGAGUCAGCAACAAGGACAGGCUGUGAACAAGAUUGGCCCUAACCCUGGAAAACAUGGCAACAACUUGCCUCUCUGGGGCAACGAAAAGACUAUGAACUUGAACCCUAUGGUUCUCACCAACGUGCUCUCAUCUCCAUAUUUCAAGGUUCAGCUCUAUGAACUGAAAACCUACCAUGAGGUGGUGGAUGAAAUAUAUUUCAAGGUAACCAGACCGAUGCUAGCUACAGUUGGUUAGCUACCUUAGGUAACUGUUUAAAUGUAUGGGUAACUGGCCAACUUAACUCGCUAAAUUAUUCAGCGGCAGGUAGCUAGCUUUGCUUAACGCUGUUUUUCAUAACGUUAUUAAUUUGGCAGUAUAAUCAAUGGUUCCUAACGUGUUGGUUAGCUAACUGACUUCACUAGCGUGCUAGCUACCACUAACCGGACCCUAUUUUCUGUUCUGUUUACAUAUUUGAGCGGGUUGCAACGUUAGCUAGCUAUGUAACUAACUAGCAAACCUCUAUAUUUUCCUGUAUUGUAAUUAACUUGUUAAGCGGACUGCUGAUAAUUGAAAAUUGUGUUGGAAUUAAUGUUAGCCAGCUAACGUUAGCUGGCUAGUUAAUUAUAUAAUUGGCUAGCCAGUCAUGUAAACUGUCUAACUAGUGUUAUGCCACCCUAUUAAUAUACGCUAACUAACUACAUUUAGCGCCUAAUUAGUAUGAUGAAGAUAUCUUCUCUCCGGGGUAUUAUUGUAGCCCCGACGCACGCUCAGUCUGAACGUGAACACGCAUCGCUCACGGUAACGUUAUGGUUUUUGAAACAUAAAGAACGUAGCUAUUUUUCAUUUCAACCACAAAUAAUUUUUUAAAAGCAAAAGGUUAAAUUGUGCGACCACCUGUGCUAAUGAGCUAUUUAGCAUGCUCCGAACUAGCCCAAAGGCUGGCAAAUGUCGCGAUUUAAUGGCGAGAAGGCGGUAAAACAAAACGGGGUAAAUGUAUGUACUUUCUUUAUGAAACACUAUUUUCCACCACCAUGCUAGAGUGGCUAAUGCCUAGGAAUGCUAGUCCCGGAUGGUGCAUAUUGUGUUCAGCCUAUCAGGUUGCAGAAGUCUGUUGUUUACCUCUGGUUCAGGAAGUAGCAUUAGUCACUCUAGCAUGGUAGUAGGCAUCCGAACACCUGUGUAUAACACCUGUGUGUAACGGAAGAAGGCCGCCAGGCUGCAACUGUGAUAAAGCCUGUUAAAACAGUGUGCAGUAAGUAUAUAUUUAGCAUUUGUGAAAUGAUUUUGAUGUGAUAGGAAAGUAAAGGGCUUUAUGUUUCUAGAACCGUAUCGCAAUUGAUUCACAUAUAGAUGGAGUAUCUGGCUGUUUUGGCUGCCAGAGCCAGUCUACCUCUGAAAAUAAAUAUAAGGAGUAACAGUAGGCUCCUUAAGAUUACAUUAUUUGAUUUGAUAAGCUGUUUUCAAGUUAAAUUGACUGAUGAUCUGUAAUAAAUUGCACGGUCACACCAUACAAUCCAACAUCAUCAUAACAUAUUUGGCCGAAAUGGGAUUUGUAAUUUGUGGCCAAAAUUUUUGCUUUUAAGGCUGCCAACAAAUGAAGUAACCAACUCCACAAUCAAUGUGAUUCAAAUGCGUUGAUUUUAGCAUCAUUAAGGGGUCACCGCGUUAUUUUUUUCCGUAGGUGACUCAUGUUGAGCCCUGGGAGAAAGGCAGCAGGAAGACUGCAGGACAGACUGGAAUGUGCGGAGGGGUAAGUUAGAAAGUACGUGCCUUUUGCCUUCCCCUGUUUCUAUCUCCCAGGUGAUAGGGGUAACGGUCACUCUGUCAGUAGAAUCCAUCUAAGUUACAUCCUGACCAGAGAAGCUAUUCUCUGCCAAAUCAUGUUCAUAAGUGCAUCACAUACGCAAAACAAUGUCAGCAUUGUAGUAAUUUAGCAGACGCUCUUAUCCAGAGCAACUUAGUUAGGCGCACAUACACUACCGUUCAAAAGUUUGAGGUCACUUAGAAAUUACCUUGUUUUAAAAAGAAAAGCAAUUUUUUUGUUCAUUAAAAUAACAUAAAAUUGAUCAGAAAUAGUGUAGACAUUGUUAAUGUUGUAAAUAGCUAUUGUAGCCCACUCCUCUUUCUAUUCUGGUUAGAGCCAGUUUGCGCUGUUCUGUGAAGGGAGUAGUACACAGCGUUGUACGAGAUCUUCAGUUUCUUGGCAAUUUCUCGCAUGGAUUAGCCUUCAUUUCUCAGAACAAGAAUAGGCUGAUGAGUUUCAGAAGAAAGUUAUUUGUUUCUGGGCAUUUUGAGCCUGUAAUCGAACCCACAAUUGCUGAUGCUCCAGAUACUCAACUAGUCUCAAGAAGGCCAGUUUUAUUGCUUCUUUAAUCAGCACAACAGUUUUCAGCUGUGCUAACAUAAUUGCAAAAGGGUUUUCUAAUGAUCAAUUAGCCUUUUAAAAAUGAUAAACUUGGAUUAGCAAACACAACGUGCCAUUGGAACACAGGACUGAUGGUUGCUGAUAAUGGGCCUAUGUAGAUAUUCCAUAAAAAAUCUGUCGUUUCCAGCUACAAUAGCCAUUUACAACAUUAACAAUGUCUACACUGUAUUUUUGAUCAAUUUGAUGUUAUUUUAAUGGACAAAAAAUUUGCUUUUCUUUCGAAAAGAAGGACAUUUUUAUGUGACCCCAAACUUUUGAACGGUAGUGUACAUGCAUGCAUCAAAAGUCAGUAGUUGAUAGAUGACAAACGCAAGCAGCACACUUAACUUAGCUGUGGAGUAGGACCAUGUUGAAAACCGUUAAGAAUUCCCCCCAAAACUCAGAGGUCUACUUCAGAUAUAUGUUAGGAACACUGAUCCCAAAAAUCGAACCGUCUGACACAUGAACCUCUGUUGUUCUCAGGUGCGUGGAGUUGGGACUGGUGGCAUUGUGUCCACUGCCUUCUGCCUGCUGUAUAAGCUGUUUACCCUCAAGAUGACCCGCAAACAGGUGAUGGGACUGAUCACUCACAACGACUCGCCCUACAUCAGAGCACUUGGUUUCAUGUACAUAAGGUACGCACGCCUCUUUUACAUUUUGGUUAAUGUAAAAGGCAAAUGUUUGCUCGAGGGAUAGGACCUAUUGGACUUUUUUUAUUUGGCUGUAAAUGCAUUUCACUCACCCUGCCCUAAUGGGUUGCAACCUCUUUGUGAAAUGCUCAGCAGCCAUUUUGCAGCGUUUAGUUGCAGUCCUAAAUGAUACCAUUUUGUUCCGGCAUCUCUUUAUUAAUGUGCUGUUGAAUUAACUACAUGUCCUUUCCUGGAAUGGAGAGGUACAGUUGAUGUCGGAAGUUUACAUACAACUUAGCCAAAUACAUUUAAACUCAGUUUUUCACAAUUCCUGACAUUUAAUCCUAGUAAAAAUUCCCUGUCUUAGGUCAGUUAGGAUCACCACUUUAUUUUAAGAAUGUGAAAUGUCAGAAUAAUAGUAGAGAGAAUGAUUUAUUUAAGCUUUUAUUACUUUCAUCACAUUCCCAGUGGGUCAGAAGUUUACAUACACUCAAUUAGUAUUUGGUAGCAUUGCCUUUAAAUUGUUUAACUUGGGUCAAACGUUUCGGGUAGCCUUCCACAAGCUUCCCACAAUAAGUUGGGUGAUUUUUGGCCCAUUCCUCCUGACAGAGCUGGUGUAACUGAGUCAGGUUUGUAGGCCUCCUUGCUUGCACACGCUUUUUCAGUUCUGCCCACACAUUUUCUAUAGGAUUGAGGUCAGGGCUUUGUGAUGGCCAUUCCAAUACAUUGACUUUGUUGUCCUUAAGCUAUUUUGCCACAACUUUGGAAGUAUGCUUGGGGUCAUUGUCCAUUUGGAAGACCCAUUUGCGACCAAGCUUUAACUUCCUGACUGAUGUCUUGAGAUGUUGGUUCAAUACAUCCACAUAAUUUUCCUUCCUCAUGAUGCCAUCUAUUUUGUGAAGUGCACCAGUCCCUCCUACAGCAAAGCACCCCCACAGCAUGAUGCUUGCAAGCAACCCUCUUUUUCCUCCCAACAUAACAAUGGUCAUUAUGGCCAAACAGUUCUAUUUUUGUUUCAUCAGACCAGAGGACAUUUCUCCAAAAAGUACGAUAUUUGUCCCCAUGUGCAGUUGCAAAACGUAGUCUGGCUUUUUUAUGGUGGUGUUGGAGCAGUGGCUUCUUCUUUUACUGUGGAUAUAGAUACUUUUGUACCUGUUUCCUCCAGCAUCUUCACAAGGUCCUUUGCUGUUCUGGGAUUGAUUUGCAGUUUUCGUACCAAAGUACAUUCAUCUCUAGGAGACAGAACCCGUCUCCUUCCUGAGCAGUAUGACGGCUGCGUGGCCCCAUGGUGUUUAUACUUGCGUACUAUUGUUUGUACAGAUGAACGUGGUACCUUCAGGCAUUUGGAAAUUGCUCCCAAGGAUGAACCAGACUUGUGGAGGUCUACAAUUUUCUUUUGAUUUUCCCAUGAUGUCAAGCAAAGAGGCACUGAGUUUGAAGGUAGGCCUUGAAAUACAUCCACAGGUACACCUCCCAUUGACUCAAAUUAUGUCAAUUAGCCUAUCAGAAGCUUCUAUAGCCAUGACAUCAUUUUCUGGAAUUUUCCAAGCUGUUUAAAGGCACAGUCAACUUAGUGUAUGUAAACCUCUGACCCACUGGAAUUGUGAUACAGUGAAUUAUAACUGAAAUAAUCUGUCUGUAAACAAUUGUUGGAAAAAUUACUUGUGUCAUGCACAAAGUAGAUGUCCUAACCAACUUGCUAAAACUAUAGUUUGUUAACAAGAAAUUAGUGGAGUGGUUGAAAAAACAAGUUUUAAUGACUAACCCUAUGUAAACUUCCGACUUCAACUGUACUUUGUUGAGCUUUUGAUGUUAUAUAACAAGUCGCAGAGGAAAAUCUGAUUCACAUACAGCAGUCGGUAGCAUAGCGGCUAAGAGCAUUGGACCAGUAACCAAAAUAUUUCUGGUUCGAAUCCCCGAGCAGACUAGGUGAAUCAGUCGACGUGUCCUUGAGGAAGUUUGUUAACCCUGAUUGCUCCUGUAAGUCGCUCUGGAUAAGACUGUCUGCUAAAUGACUAAAAUGUCAAUGUAAAAACAGUAUCUACCUUCAGAUAGUUAACAUCGGCGUCAAGCUGCAGGCAGAAGUCAAAGACGUCUACAUGUGUUAUUCAAUGGGAUGCCCAUAGUGUAUUAUAUGUUUUUCUUCCUCUAGAUACACCCAGCCCCCUGCGGACCUGGUGGACUGGUAUGAUGGUUUCCUGGAUGAUGAGGAGGUAUGUCCACACGGGUAAUACUUUCAUGUUUCUCUACUUUUCACUAACAAGUCUGGCAUGAUCCAAACUGUUGGCUCUCAGUUCUCUCCUCGUUGUGAUGCUCAGAGCUGAUUUUUCACCUUUGCCUUCAUUUGGCUUAAUUGUCCCCAGUCCCCACCCUGCGCAAAAUUGAGUAGUUAGGUCAUUCCCUCUGCUCUGCUGCCUGUUUUUGUCAGGGUAAGUAUAUUUGACGUGGAGUUGAACCAUACAGUCAAAUUCUGUUAACUAAAGGCAUGCCCUUUGUGUUUGCCAAGAUGCAAUCAGGACUUGUUGCACAAACUCAAUUUAUAAAAUCUAAUUUGCACAAUUUGACAUUUUACACUGAAAUGUGUAACGUUGUUUCUCCCAGGCCCCACCUCCUCACAUAUCUUAAAAAAUGUAUAUAUAUUCUCAUUUUAACACAUUUUAUUUGAAAAUACAACUUUUGAACACAAACACGUACAUUUCAACACAUAAAUCCCUUUCUUCGUUUGCUUCUCUCUGACACCCGCCUACUUAAAGGGGCUACACAUAGGAUUUUCCGGGGAGUUUUAGCCAUGCAAUUUCAGAAAAUGUCCAUAAUAUAUCUGCCGCUAAUAGUGGAAAGAUAGUGUUUCACAGUAUUACUUACCUGCCAGUGUUGUGAUUGGCUGUGAUUUUCGCCUGUUGACUUUUCCCACCGGAGUGGCAUCUGUUGUCAAAAUGGGAAAGCUGUUCUGACUUUGUGGCUUUGUUAUCUAGUGGAAAGCGCUAAUUUCCUGGUUUCAAAAAUUCUACAUUCUUCUUCUUCUUAUUAUUAUUAUUAUAUUAUUACACUGUUUUCUCAGUUUCAGUUGAUGUGAGAAAACAAGCCCUGAAUAGUGUAGGGAAUCAUUGUACCAUUUAGGUCACUGUGAAAUAUUUACUUUCAGUUGGUCCACCAGCUUCAAACAGCUGUAAAAACUAUAUAUUUUUUAUAUUGAAAAUACAUUUCACAGUGAUUUAGAUGGUACAAUGAUUCCCUACACUAUUCAGGGCUUGUUUUCUCAGAUAAACUAAAAUUGAGGAAACGGUGUAGAAUUUUUGCAAACAGGAAAUGACAGCCAUUUCCACUAGAUAACACAGCCACAAAGUCAGAACAGCUUAUAUCACAGCCAGUCACAACACUGGUGGGUAAGUAAUACUGUGAAACACUAUCAUUCCACUAUUAGCGGCAGAUAUGUUAAGGACAUUUUCUGAAAUUACAAUGCAAAGAAAUCCUAUGUGUAGCACCUUUAAUACAAUUAAACAAUUUUCUGAGGAGAACCUUGUUAUAGAUGUACAGUGCAUUGGGAAAGUAUUCAGACCCCUUGACCUUUUCCACAUUUUAUUACUUUACAGCCUUAUUCUAAAAUGGAUUAAAUAGUUUUUUCCCACCUCCUCAAUCUACACACAAUACCCCAUAAUGACAAAACAAAAACAGAUUGUUUUGACAUUUUUGCUAAUUUAUAAAAAAGAAAAACUGAAAUGUCACAUUUACGUAAGUAUUCAGACCCUUUACUCAGUACUUUGUUGAAGCACAUUUGGCAGCGAUUACAGCCUCAAGUCUUCUUGGGUAUGACGCUACAAGCUUGGCACAUCUGUAUUUGGGGAGUUUCUCCCAUUCUUCUCUGCAGAUCCUCUCAAGCUCUGUCAGGUUGGAUGGGGAGCGUCGCUGCACAGCUAUUUUCAGGUCUCUCCAGAGAUGUUCGAUCGGGUUCAAGUCUGGGCUCUGGCUGGGCCUCUCAAGGACAUUCAGAGACUUGUCCCGAAGCCACUUCUGCGCUGUCUUGGCUGUGUGCUUAGGGUCGUUGUCCUGUUGGAAGGUGAACCUUUGCCCCAGUCUGAGGUCCUGAGUGCUCUGGAGCAGGUUUUCAUUAAGGAACUCAGUACUUUGCUCCGUUCGUUUUUCCCUCGAUCCUGACUAAUCUCACAGUCCCUGCCGCUGAAAAACAUCCCCACAGCAUGAUGCUGCCACCACCAUGCUUCACCGUAGGGAUGGUGCCAUGUUUCCUCCAGACGUCACGCUUGGCAUUCAGGCCAAAGAGUUCAAUCUUGGUUUCAUCAGACCAGAGAAUCUUGUUUCUCAUGGUCUGAGUCCUUUAGGUGCCUUUUGGCAAACUCCAAGCGGGCUGUCAUGUGCCUUUUACUGAGGAGUGGCUUCCGUCUGGCCACUCUACCAUAAAGGCCUGAUUGGUGGAGUGCUGCAGAGAUGGUUGUCCUUCUGGAAGGUUAUCCCACCUCCACAGAGAAACUCUGGAGCUCUGUCAGAGUGACCAUCGGGUUCUUGGUCACGUCCCUGAUCAAGGCCCUUCUCUCUUGAUUGGUCAGUUUGGCCGCGUGGCCAGCUCUAGGACGAGUCUUAGUGGUUCCAAACUUCUUCCAUUUAAGAAUGAUGGAGGCCACUGUUUUCUUGGGGACCUUCAAUGCUACAUACAUUUUUUGGUGCCCUUCCCCAGAUUUGUGCCUCAACACAAUCCUGUCUCGGAGCUCUACGGACAAUUCCUUCGACCUCAUGGCUUGGUUUUUGCUCUGACAUGCACUGUCAACUGUGGGACCUUAUAUAGACAGGUGUGUGCCUUUCCAAAUCAUGUCCAAUCAAUUGAAUUUUUCACAGGUGGACUCCAAUCAAGUUGUAGAAACAUCUCAAGGAUGAUCAAUGGAAACAGGAUGCACCUGAGCUCAAUUUCGAGUCUCAUAGCAAAUGGUCUGAAUACUUAUGUAAAAAAGGUAUUUCUGUUUUUUAUUUUUAAUAAAUGUGCAAACAUUUCUAGAAAACAGAUUUCACUUUGUCAUUAUGGGGUAUUGUGUGUAGAUUGAUGAGGGGGAAUAAAUAAUUUAAUCAAUUUUUUUCCGAAUGCGCUGUAUCCUCUCUAUGCAUUCAAACCUUUAAUUGGCUGGAUAUUGUUUGUCAGACUGUGCAACCAGGCCUACUUUCUUGUUCUGAUGCAAUAUUUUAACCUGACAUCCUCUGACAUCCUACCCAACUGGCUAAUUCCCAUGUUCUCUUCUUUAGAUGCCCCUUGCGCAGCAGGUGAAUUGGAUAAUGUAUCUCUCAGCACUGUUGGUUUGCGUGUGUGAGUGCAAAACGGCUGUUCUCUACCCAUUCAGACCUGGUCUCUAUGUAGCUGGUGUGCACCUACCUACAUGCCUCUACUCUGUACUUGCACUGUGGCACAACGUCUCCCUGGACUGUCGAGAGAGAACUAGGAAGGAGGAAGCAAAAAACGUUCCUUCAAACCCUUCUUUUUUGCCUGUCUACGGAUCCAUCUCAAUUGUUUGAAGUCGCUUACUCUCCUUGUUUCACCCCCAUCUUUACUUCCUCUUUUAAUGCUUGUGCAGAUGGAGGAAACAAGAUGAGGAGAGGACUUUAAACUAUUGAGAUGCACCCCAGGGUUUUUCCCAAUUAUUUUGAUAACAUAUAUCGUUGUGUAAGAAAGCUCACAGUGGAAGUACAGACUUUUCAGGACAGCCAGACAGAUUAGAUGAGAGAAACCAUUUUUCCAUUUCCAUACUAUUAUUUCCUAUAGUCAGCAUCAGGCACUAAGUUGAAUUAUAAAGCAAACACAUGAUAAGGAUUGAUAUGUGAGCAUAUUAAGCUAGAUGAAAACAGAGGUGAAGGUUCAGUACUUGGUCAUCACAAAUUAUAUUUGAUUUCUAAUUGAGUCAUGGAGGCAAGUGUUAAAAAAACAAGGGACUAGGAAGAUAUGCUGAAUAAAUAUGAUAAUGAAUACAAUGGCUUUUGUAGUUCUGUUUUGCGUCUGUGUGUUAAUAACAUUUUCAAUACCCCCUCCCCCUCUCUAUGUUCUCAGGAGCUGGAUGUGAAGGCCGGAGGUGGCUGCGUUAUGACCAUCGGAGAGAUGGUCCGGUCGUUCCUCACCAAGCUGGAGUGGUUCUCCACACUCUUCCCACGCAUCCCGGUGCCUGUGCAGAAGAUGAUUGACACGCAGAUGAAGGCAAGGCCCCGGAAGGUUCCCGAGAAGGUGGAGGAGACAGAAGAACCUGUGCUAGAGGAGGGACGGGCCACAGAAGGGCGUAGACGCUCCCGGUAGGAAAUGGAGAAAAGCCAUUCCGGAUAAUAUUCUAUAUUAUGUUGAUCACAUCUCUGUCAAUGAGAGAGGGUUCUUGCUGUUAAUGAGGCUGAUAUUUAGGUUUGUUUCUGUUUUUCUAUGGUCAGGAGCCCCAGGCGGACACCAAGCCCCAGGAGGUCUCCCAAACGGUCGAGGAGCAGGAGCCACCACCGCGAACGAGAGCGCCACGGCCCCAGCUUCGACCGCGAGCUGGAGAGGGAACGUGACCGCCAGAGGAAGGAGAGGGAGGGUAAGGACGGGGACAGGAGAGGAGGGGACAGAGACAGAGAGAGGGAAAGAGGAGGAGGAGGAGAGAGGGGGGAGAAAGAGAGGGAUAGGGAGAGGCGACGGUCCAGGAGCAGGGAACGCAAGGGAGAGCGGAAAGAAAGAGAGAAAGAUAGGGAGGGGGGCGGGGAGAACGACAGGAGCAGGAGGAAGGACAGGGAGCACAAAGACAGAGGGACGGAGAGGUCCAAGGACAAGCGGAGCAAGGGAGAGACUGAGGACAGGAGACACAAAGAAGACCGGGAGGAGAGGAGGGGGCACAGGGAGGAGAGGAAGGCCAAGCGCUCCAGUCGGAGCGGAAGCAGGGAAAGGAGACACAAGGAGAAGUCCAAGAAGAGAGGAGAAGUCCAAGAAGAGAGCAGGAGCAAGAGCAGGGUCGAGGAGGGGGAGAAGGAGAAGAGCAGGAAGAGCGAGCGCAGCCAGGAGAGGGGGGAGGGGGAGCAGCGCUCACACAAACGCAGCCGCAGCAAAGAGCGGAGCCACCGGCCACGAGAGCCCAGCAACGGGAAAGAACACGGGAAACACAGGGAGCGCAGGAGGAGCCAGAGCACCGAGAGGGGAGAGAGGACGGCACAGAGCACUAGGGCCGAGUCCCCUUAG
This is a messenger RNA of Coregonus sp. 'balchen', 10509 nucleotides long. The record is from the annotation of a GenBank genome assembly. NCBI's taxonomy places the organism in Eukaryota, Metazoa, Chordata, Actinopteri, Salmoniformes, Salmonidae.